Molecule: messenger RNA, 1200 nt
Organism: Camponotus floridanus (Florida carpenter ant)
Lineage: Eukaryota; Metazoa; Arthropoda; Insecta; Hymenoptera; Formicidae
Product: KRAB-A domain-containing protein 2-like
Exons: 5
Coding region: 1-1200 (399 amino acids)
Biological process (GO): DNA integration
Molecular function (GO): nucleic acid binding
Source: RefSeq, a predicted model, not a curated record
AUGGACGAUUCUAAAAUUCGCUAUUUCUGUAAGGCGGAUGAGCUAUUUGGUGUAUUGGAGGCAGCACAUCUCAACAUGGGACAUAAAAGAAAAAGAGAUGUUUUCGGCACAAGAUUGAUAUCGCGAAGUAUAGUUAGACAUGUUAGGUAUGUAGUAAAGUGUCAAUUGAAGAAAAAGAUACCAAAACAUGGAUUAGUUGUACAACUUAUUUUAUCUGACUACAUGAACUCUCGAUGUCAAGUGGACUUGAUUGACAUGCAGUCAGAGCCAGAUAAAGAUUAUCGAUUCAUUAUGAAUUAUCAAGAUCAUUUAACCAAAUUCACAAUUCUUCGUCCUCUUAAGACGAAGACUGCCGAGGAAGUGGCCUACCAACUCAUAGACAUAUUUUGUUUAUUCGGUGCCCCAUGUAUACUUCAAAGCGACAAUGGUCGUGAAUUCAGUCAGGGUUCGGUUGAAAGGUCGAACCAAGAUAUUCGUGACAUACUGGUAGCGUGGAUGGCUGACAAUAAUACGGAAAAAUGGUCUGAAGGACUCCGAUUUAUUCAAAGUAAGAAGAAUCGAGCUCUCCAUUCGGUAAUUAAGACAAGUCCUUAUGAGGCUAUGUUUGGAUCAGCGCAAAAGAUCGGACUUGCGGAUUCCUCUCUUUCCAGUGACAUGUAUUCUUCUAUAGAAACUGAAGAAGAAUUGGAACAACUUCUUUCUUCGGUAAAGAACAAUGAUCAAGAUAAGACUGAUGAAGAAGAAGUUAACGAACAAUCUAGUGAAGAUAAAAAUAUACCUCAAGCUGGAGAGGAGCUUACAAGUGUUCAGGAUGUCAUCAAUAUAUUUACGUUAUUUGCGGAGAAUAAUGAGGGUUUCGGACAGAACGUUACUUGCAAGCUCUGUAUAAGGAAGAACAGUAUCAGCGUUGAGAGAGAAUGUGCUAAAUCUGGUCAAAAACAACAAGCACAAAAAAUGAUUUCAUUUUCUAAUUCAAAAUUUCCUAAAGUUGAUAUUCGAACUAGUGUAGCGGUCAGAGUGCCUGACGUUGAUAAAGGACGCGUAGCUCCCAGAAAUGUCUUAGCUGUUGUUGCCGGAAUUAAUUCAUCAGGGCUUUAUCAAUUAGGUACCAAAGAAGGGCUCCUUGAGCGAUUUUAUGCUCGCAAUGAAUUUAUAGUUGCUGAGAGCAACUUUAUUCAACUGCAAGACGUACUUCACUAA